CUAGGUACACUACUUGCAUCGCAUAGCCGCCAUGGAUUUCCAUCGGUUUGUUUGGUGGGAAUGGCAACACAAGAACUAAGCUGCCAUGCCAUUUCGAGGCUUACCUUGGGAGCAGGCGCGGGAUGUGGCUGCAGGCACCCUGUUAGCUCAUGGUUUUGAUCCACCAUGGAGGUUUCCAACGGUCAACGAGCUGAAGUGCAAGCUGGGCUAUGGCUGUGAUGGCUCUGGGCCCAUCCAAAGUGCUGCGCAGAAAGCGGCGGAAGCCGCCGAGGAGCAGGCCAAAAUUCAAUCUUCUAAGCUAGCCAUGACAGACUUUGAUGCCAAUGGUCGCUACAAGGGUCCACCUGGCUGGCCCUAUGGAGUCGUCAAAAAGGUGGAGAAAGCGGUGUGGACGCCGAAGGAUGUGGAGGAGCUGAAGGCGAAAUUGCCUGGAUACAAGAUCAAGGGUCCUGGCUCGCGCGCCAUUUGUAGUGGCCAGGGUCGUUUGGAGGGCCAGCGCUUGCGGCUGCUGGAAGUUCGCCGGGGUGUUCGGACGGUGGAGGAGGCCGCAGGGAUUUGUGACGACCUGGAAGAGUGCACGCACUUCUCCAUCACAGUGGGUCCCGAAUACCCCAGCACUGACGAUUGGGCCACAGGAGUCCCAUAUCGAGCUGAGUUCUGCCGUGGUCCUAUGGUAACCAUACUGGAUGAUACCAACAGCCACUCCUUUGUCGGCAUCAAAAAGACCUGGGUCAGGGACCAUGACGUACCGCCCCCCAAGAUGAUCCCGCGCAUUCCGUUGCCGGAUCAGCCCUUGGAAGCCUAUGGCCGCGAUGCGGGAUACUAUCGCUCCAUGCGCGCAAAUAUGAAGAAGUUGGAAGAAGCCAAAAAGCUGGAUCGUUUGCAAAGUGAAGCGAACCAACUGACGGCCAUCCAAAAGAAGGAGCAAGCGGAGGGUGUCAAAGCUCAACUGAAGUCAAUGGAGCAACUGGCGCCGCUGAUUGGACCGGACUGGACCUUUUUGGAGCGACGAGCCAUGGGCAAUGCGUCCAAACUCAUUGCAAGCCUGGAAGACCUAGCGGGACCUAGCAUGGAUGGUGUGCUCACCACCGACACCGGCGGCUGCCAAACUGGUUGGGGCACCCGAUCAGCAGAGUUGGGCUCUACGGAAGAUGUGCCAUUCAGUGGCGAUGCCGCGAUGUCGUCAAUGAGGGGAAUUCCCCUAGAGUUCAGGGCACUGGCAAAGACCCACGGCCGCGACCAUGGCAACCAAGCGCAGACGGAUCCGCCUGGAUUUGGGGUCCCAGUUCCAGUUGCAAUGCCCGUGUUGCUACCGCCCGGGUGUUCCCUUUUGCGAAGCUUGGCAGAUAGCUGCGACCCUGAGAGCAGCGCGCAACGCUUGCAAGGUUUGAGAGCCUUGAUGAAGGUACAUCAGUUGGAUGCCUAUCUGGUUACCAGCCAGGACGCUCAUAGUUCAGAAUAUGUUUGCAGCGCCGAUGAACGGAGGAGUUUUCUGACUGGUUUCUCUGGGAGUGCAGGUAGUGCUUUGGUCACAGCUGAACAGGCGCUGCUGUGGACCGACAGCCGCUAUUUUCUGCAAGCCGAAAAGCAGCUGCAAGGCACUGAGUGGCUGCUGAUGCGCCAAUCGCAGCCGCAAGUUCCCGACUUUUCGGAUUGGGCACUGGAGCAUUUGAAGGACAAGACCCUGGGCGUGGAUCCCAGGUUUAUCUCCUUUGAACAAGCAGAGGAAUGGUCCGCCAAGUGGAACUCCGCCGUUCACUUGAAAGAGGUGAGUUUGAAUCUGGUGGAUGCUAUUUGGACCACGCGCCCGGAGGAUCCCUGCAACGUCUUGGAGAUUCAUCCUCUGCAUCUGGCGGGCGAAAGCGUGGACAGUAAGCUCCGCAGGGUCAGGGAAGCGAUCCAGGAGCAGAAAGCGAGUUGCAUCCUGUUGAGCGCUCUCGAUCAAAUCGCAUGGCUCUUUAAUCUGCGAGGUUCAGAUAUUGAGUACAACCCUGUGUUCUUCGCCUAUGCAGCGGUCUUUCAGGAUUCUGCCGUGCUUUUUCUCCGUGCCUUGGACGAGGGAAGGCCUGGCGUUUCCGAGGAGAUCCGGACGCUUCUCAGCCAGGCGAAGGUGACGCUGAAGCCUUACAGCACGUUCUUCUCCGAGAUGGGAGCAGUAUUGAAACCCGAUGAGAAGGUCUUUCUGGAGGCUCACUCGUCCUCGCUGGCCGUAAUGAGUUUGGUGCGACCUGAUUUGCGAGUCAAGGGCAUCUCUCCAGUAGAAGAGUUCAAGGCCUGCAAAAACGCCGUGGAGAUUGAAGGCCUGAAACGAGCGUGUAAACGCGACUCCAUAGCUCUUGUCCAAGUCCUUUCGUCGCUGGAGAAGCAACUAGCAGCCAAUGGAGCUUCAGCAUCAUUGCUCAAUGAAGUGGACGUCUGCGAAAUGAUCACCGCCUUUAGACGAAAACUGGAGCUUUAUGUAGGUCCCUUGGUGGGAAAAAUGGUCCCCUUUAAGGGUGGCAAAGAACAUGGGAAAACCCAAUUUCUACGUGGGAAUCUUCUACGUGCGAAUAUAUAG
This is a messenger RNA of Cladocopium goreaui, 2557 nucleotides long. Lineage: Eukaryota; Dinophyceae; Suessiales; Symbiodiniaceae. The record is from the annotation of a GenBank genome assembly.